Messenger RNA from Brassica rapa (field mustard), 4148 nucleotides. RefSeq names its product splicing factor 3B subunit 1. The record is from RefSeq and is a predicted model, not a curated record. Gene Ontology annotation, molecular function: mRNA binding. NCBI's taxonomy places the organism in Eukaryota, Viridiplantae, Streptophyta, Magnoliopsida, Brassicales, Brassicaceae. Gene Ontology annotation, biological process: spliceosomal complex assembly.
CCGACUCGCUCGAUUGGUCAAUUCCAAUCACUUCAUUUCCUUUGUAUUUAUUUAUUUAUUUUCCUGCCUUUAUCUAGAUAAACCCUAGUUCUCGCUCGCGUUCUUUCCUUCCCCAUUUUCAAUCUCAGGCGAUUCCGAUAAUCUCUAUCUACCAUGGCGGAUCUAGAUCCAGAGAUCGCCAAAACUCAAGAGGAGAGGCGUAAGAUCGAAGCAGAGCUCGCUUCCCUCACUUCCGUGAACUUCGAUCGCGAUCUCUACGGAGGCAACGACCGUGAUUCCUAUGUAACCUCCAUCGCGCCGAACGACGAGGAGGAUUCGAAUCUGGACACCACCGGCUCCCUCGUAGCUCAGCGUCUCGCCUCCUACACCGCUCCCAAGUCGAUUCUCAACGACGUGGCUCGCGCUCACGUGGAAGAUGACGACGACGGAGGGUUCAAGCCUAGGCAGACUAUCGCGGAGCGUGAGGGUGAUUAUCGUAACAGGAGGCUUAACCGCGUUCUAUCUCCGGAUAGAGUUGAUCCGUUUGCUAUGGGGGAGAAGACUCCGGAUCCGAGUGUUAGGACUUAUAAUGAUCAUAUGAGGGAGACGGCUGUGCAGAGGGAGAGGGAGGAGACUAUGAGGCUUAUUGCUAAGAAGAAGAAAGAAGCGGAAGAAGCUGCCAAGGAGCAGAAAGAUUCUGGUGCUCCUGCUGCUUCUUCCAAGAGGAGGAACAGAUGGGACCAUGCUGAAGAAGAUGGUGGUGGUGGAAAGAAAGCUAAAGCUUCGGAUUCGGAUUGGGAUGUGGCUGAUUCAGCUCCAGGGAUUGGGAAAUGGGAUGCAACUCCAGGGAGAGCUGGUGAUGCCACACCAUCUGCUGGAAGGAGGGGGAGGAACAGAUGGGAUGAGACUCCUACGCCUGGGCGUGUGACUGAUUCUGAUGCUACACCAGGUGGGGGUGUUACUCCCGGUGCAACUCCUUCAGGUGUUACUUGGGACGCGACUCCGAAAGGGUCCGCAACGCCGACACCGAAGCGUCAACGUUCUAGGUGGGAUGAGACACCAGCCACUAUGGGGAGUGCUACACCUAUGGGUGGAAUGACUCCUACUGCUGCAUACACUCCUGGUGUCACUCCGUUUGGGGGGAUUGAUAUGGCUACUCCAACUCCGAGUCAGCUUAAUCUGCGUGGUGCUAUGACUCCGGAGCAGUACAAUUUGGCGAGGUGGGAGAAGGAUAUUGAAGAGAGAAACAGACCGUUGAGUGAUGAAGAGCUUGAUGCCAUGUUUCCUACAGAAGGAUACAAGGUGUUGGACCCGCCUGCUUCUUAUGUUCCCGUCAGAACCCCUGCUAGGAAGGCUAUGGGAACCCCAACACCCAUGACAACUCCUGGCUACGUUAUUCCUGAGGAACACCGUGGGCAGCAGUUUGAUGUGCCUCAGGAGCUUCCUGAUGGUCUGCCGUUUAUGAAACCAGAGGACUAUCAGUAUUUUGCAGCGCUUUUGAAUGAAGAGAACGAAGAAGAGCUGUCUCCUGACGAGCAGAAAGAACGCAAGAUCAUGAAACUGUUGCUCAAGGUCAAAAACGGAACGCCUGCUCAAAGGAAAACAGCUCUAAGGCAGCUUACUGAUAAGGCUCGUGAGCUUGGUGCUGGUCCGUUGUUUAAUAAAAUUCUGCCGUUGCUCAUGCAACCCACUUUGGAAGAUCAGGAGAGGCAUCUUUUGGUGAAAGUUAUUGACAGGAUUCUGUACAAACUUGAUGAGCUGGUGAGGCCUUUCGUCCACAAGAUUCUGGUUGUUAUUGAGCCUUUGCUGAUUGAUGAAGAUUACUAUGCUCGUGUUGAAGGGAGAGAAAUUAUUUCGAACCUUAGCAAAGCAGCAGGCUUAGCCACGAUGAUUGCAGCUAUGCGUCCUGAUAUAGACAACAUUGAUGAGUAUGUGAGGAACACAACAGCAAGAGCUUUCAGUGUGGUGGCUUCAGCUCUGGGAAUCCCUGCGCUCUUGCCGUUCCUGAAAGCCGUUUGCCAGAGUAAGAAGUCAUGGCAGGCACGGCACACUGGGAUUAAGAUUGUCCAGCAGAUUGCCAUACUAAUCGGCUGUGCUGUUUUACCUCAUUUGAGGUCUCUGGUGGAAAUUAUCGAACAUGGUCUCAGUGAUGAGAAUCAGAAGGUUAGGACCAUUACGGCCUUGUCGCUGGCUGCUCUUGCCGAAGCUGCUGCUCCUUAUGGUAUCGAGAGCUUUGACUCUGUUCUGAAGCCUCUGUGGAAAGGUAUUAGGUCUCACCGUGGAAAAGUCUUGGCUGCGUUCUUGAAGGCGAUUGGUUUUAUCAUCCCCUUGAUGGAUGCUAUAUACGCGAGCUAUUACACAAAAGAAGUGAUGGUUAUCUUGAUCCGCGAGUUCCAGUCCCCUGAUGAAGAGAUGAAGAAGAUUGUCCUCAAGGUAGUGAAACAGUGUGUAAGCACAGAAGGGGUUGAACCGGAUUACAUCCGCAGUGAUAUUCUGCCUGAGUUUUUCAAGCAUUUCUGGGUUAGGAGAAUGGCUCUAGAGAAGAGAAACUAUAAGCAGCUUGUUGAAACUACCGUUGAGAUUGCGAACAAGGUUGGUGUUGCUGAUAUCGUGGCGAGGGUUGUUGAAGAUCUUAAAGACGAGAGUGAGCCAUACCGCCGUAUGGUUAUGGAAACCAUUGACAAGGUUAUCACAAACUUAGGAGCAUCUGAUAUUGAUUCGAGAUUGGAGGAGCUACUCAUAGAUGGCAUUCUUUAUGCUUUCCAAGAGCAGACAACCGAUGAUACUAAUGUGAUGCUUAAUGGGUUCGGUGCUGUGGUGAAUGGUCUUGGUCAGCGAGUGAAGCCUUACCUUCCUCAGAUCUGUGGUACCAUCAAGUGGAGAUUAAACAACAAGAGUGCAAAGGUGAGACAACAAGCCGCUGAUCUUAUUUCCAGAAUUGCUGUUGUGAUGAAGCAGUGUGGAGAGGAACAGUUGAUGGGACAUCUAGGUGUUGUUUUGUACGAGUAUCUCGGAGAAGAGUACCCUGAAGUCUUGGGAUCAAUUCUCGGAGCUCUCAAAGCAAUUGUCAACGUGAUUGGUAUGACAAAGAUGACUCCUCCCAUUAAGGAUCUGCUUCCAAGACUGACUCCCAUUUUGAAGAACAGGCACGAGAAAGUGCAAGAGAACUGUAUCGACCUUGUCGGUAGAAUUGCUGAUCGUGGUGCUGAGUUUGUUCCAGCGAGGGAAUGGAUGAGAAUCUGUUUCGAGCUUCUUGAGAUGCUCAAAGCUCAUAAGAAAGGUAUUCGACGUGCCACUGUCAACACUUUCGGGUACAUAGCCAAAGCCAUUGGACCACAAGACGUUCUAGCCACGUUACUGAACAAUCUCAAAGUCCAAGAGCGCCAGAACCGUGUCUGCACCACAGUCGCGAUCGCCAUAGUCGCUGAAACCUGCUCUCCGUUUACUGUCUUGCCUGCUCUGAUGAACGAGUACCGUGUUCCAGAGCUCAACGUCCAAAACGGUGUCCUCAAAUCCCUCUCUUUCCUCUUCGAGUACAUUGGAGAAAUGGGCAAGGAUUACAUAUACGCGGUCACGCCGUUGCUCGAAGACGCGCUCAUGGACAGAGACUUGGUUCACAGACAAACCGCAGCUUCAGCGGUGAAACACAUGGCGUUAGGUGUAGCUGGUCUGGGAUGCGAAGACGCUUUGGUUCACUUGCUCAACUUCAUCUGGCCCAACAUCUUCGAGACAUCUCCUCACGUGAUCAACGCUGUGAUGGAAGCCAUUGAAGGGAUGAGAGUCGCGCUAGGUGCAGCUGUUAUACUGAACUAUUGUCUGCAGGGUUUGUUUCAUCCAGCUCGCAAAGUCCGUGAAGUGUACUGGAAGAUUUACAACUCGCUCUACAUUGGUGCUCAGGACACGCUUGUUGCUGCUUACCCGGUCCUUGAAGAUGAGCAGAACAAUGUUUAUAGUCGACCAGAGUUAACGAUGUUUGUGUGAAGGAAAUGAUAAGAGACACGUACUCUUACACCUUUUUAGUCUCCCUUGUUUUAUUUGGUUUGCUUUGUAUAAUACUCUGAGACACGGAAAAACGCUUCUCUUUCUAUUUUCAGCAGACUAGAAAACUUAUUAUGUUAAAACUUAAAACGUUUUGAUGUCUCUAUUGACUUUUAGAUUCAUUGUUGCCA